UAUAGGAGGGUAGAAGAUAAGAUGGGCCAUACAAAAAACCCACCCCAGCAUCACACCUCUGCUGGGAGUCCACGUAGAUCACUCAGACAUGGCGAGUAAGAAGGCUUCCAAUAAGAGACAGAGGGGAGGACAGAAGUCUUGCUCCAAUGUCUUCUCCAUGUUUGAGCAGUCCCAGAUACAGGAGUUCAAGGAGGCUUUUGGCUGCAUUGACCAAGACAGAGAUGGUGUGAUCAAAAAACAGGACCUAAAGGAGACCUAUGGACAGCUGGGGAAGCUUAAUGUCAAUGAUGAGGAGCUGGAUGAGAUGUUGAAUGAGGGGAAGGGUCCCAUCAACUUCACCGUGUUCCUGACUCUCUUUGGGGAGAAACUUAAUGGAACCGAUCCUGAAGACACCAUACUUGCUGCCUUCAAGCUUUUUGACCCCAAUGGAACGGGCUUUGUUAACAAGGAUGAGUUUAGACGAUUGUUGAUGAACCAGGCUGAUAAAUUCACAGCAGAGGAGGUGGAUCAGGCCUUUGCUCUGGCUCCUAUUGAUCCUACUGGCAACAUCGACUACAAGUCACUCUGCUACAUCAUCACCCAUGGAGAUGAGAAGGAGGAAUCCUAACAAGGACUGUAAGCCUGUAGUGUAGUCAGGUCAUCUAAACAUGUCAGUAACUGUUUUGUACAUUUUACAAAACAUCAAUGAUUGAUGAAAUCGGAUUAAUUCAACCUCAACUGUUCAACGGUUAUAAAUGCUGCAGCUCUGUUGGUAUUUAUAAGUGGCUCAAUUGUUUGUAUGCUGUUGAGAAUAAAGUGUUUGGCUCCUCAAAAGCUUAUUUGCGCAUGUUGUUGACAACAAACACUGUAUGAAAUAAAAUUGAAAACUCCUUAUCAUGGCUGUGAUACCAAAAUAAAAUCACACAUGAAAAGGUC
Molecule: messenger RNA, 915 nt
Organism: Dicentrarchus labrax (European seabass)
Lineage: Eukaryota; Metazoa; Chordata; Actinopteri; Moronidae
Gene: myl7
Product: myosin, light chain 7, regulatory
Exons: 7
Coding region: 89-607 (172 amino acids)
Biological process (GO): cardiac muscle tissue development; heart contraction
Cellular component (GO): myofibril; cytoplasm
Molecular function (GO): calcium ion binding
Source: RefSeq, a predicted model, not a curated record